Carassius gibelio (silver crucian carp) is the source of this 1167-nucleotide messenger RNA. Its product is annotated as small integral membrane protein 10-like protein 2A. Lineage: Eukaryota; Metazoa; Chordata; Actinopteri; Cypriniformes; Cyprinidae. The record is from RefSeq and is a predicted model, not a curated record. The transcript has 2 exons. Bases 187 to 375 code for a protein of 62 amino acids.
CGUUGACAGGAAGUAGAAGUUGAUGACAUCCGGUCAUGUCCAUCUCUCCUAGGCUACCAGUCAGAAUAAUAAUAACAGUGUUGAGAAUGAGUUCAUUUGACACGAGAUGAGUGUUAGCGCGGUAAAUGCUCACAGUAACACGGGCUCGUGUGUCGUGUGUGAGAGAGGUCAUUGAAGCGCUCUCUUAUGGCGGGACUGUCGCAGUUAAUGCUGCGUGUGUCCGGCUCGUACGGGGUGUUUUCCAAUGGGCUCAGCAGGACUCUGCUCAUCUUCUUUGAUCUCGCCUGGAGACUCAGAAUCAGAUUCCCUUAUCUCUAUGUUAUCGCCUCCAUGAUGUUUAACGUGCGACUGCAGGUUCACAUUGAGAUACAUUGAUUGACACUGAAUAGCUGCUGCUUUGAUAUUUCACCUCGUUGAAGUGGAGCCCAGUAAUGGCUCUCAACUCUAUGGUUUCCACAGACUUCAUCAGUGAAGCUCAUGAAUUAUCUAUAGCUCAGAGACACUCAGAAGAGAACAUGCUGACUGGGAUACCAGAAGGGAUUAUUUGUGCAAAACGGACAUCGGCUUCAUCAGAAGAGAUGACUAGGAACUUAUGAUGAUGAGACAUCUCUUUCGGCUUCAUGUUAUUUUCUUUAUUUUACAAAAGCAAAUACCUCAUGCUCAGCCGUAGGAUGGUACGGGACACCCAGUCUCAAAAUACAUGUUUGGGAUGAGUUUCUGUGCUCCAGUGCACUUUUAAGACAGAGAGGAUGCAUGAUAAAAAGUGUUAAGAUGUGUUUUUUUUAACACAUUUCAGUUUUGCAUUUCAAGAGCAAUUCAGAAAUGUAAAAAAAAUAAAAGCUUGUCUAGUCACUGCAUGACAGCUCACAGUGGGAAUGACUCCACUGUACACCUCCAUCAUCUCACUAACACAGUGGCAACUGUUACAGAAAAUGUUUUUUUUUUUGUUUGUGUUUUUGUUAUUUUUCAUUCUGUGUUUUACACGGCACAUGCAUUAUGGAUGUACUGUAAUUUAAACUUUGACAAUAAAUUAUGAAGAGUUUUUUUAUUUUAUUAUUAUAAUUUGUUUAUUUAUUUUUUGCCUUGUCCUGUGACUGACUUGAUGGUUUUUAUAUUGUUAAAUGAAUGCUCCAAGUUGAAUAAAAGUUUCCAUCAGUUACCACCGAA